Molecule: messenger RNA, 540 nt
Organism: Daldinia caldariorum
Lineage: Eukaryota; Fungi; Ascomycota; Sordariomycetes; Xylariales; Hypoxylaceae
Product: rotamase-domain-containing protein
Exons: 2
Coding region: 1-540 (179 amino acids)
Cellular component (GO): cytosol; nucleus
Molecular function (GO): peptidyl-prolyl cis-trans isomerase activity; protein binding
Source: RefSeq, a predicted model, not a curated record
AUGUCGGAGAAAGACGACUCAGGACUACCCCCCAACUGGGAAGUGCGCCAUAGCAACUCCAAGAACCUCCCGUACUACUUCAACGCAAGCGAAAAAGUCUCACGCUGGGAGCCACCGAUUGGCACCGAUACCGAGAAGCUAAAGAAAUACAUGGCGACACACCAUUCUGCUUCUACUCAAGUAUCCGCUGUCAGCCAUCCUGAGGGCAAGAUCCGUGCCGCUCAUCUACUAGUCAAACACCGUGACAGCCGGCGGCCCGCGAGCUGGCGCGAGAGCGAAAUUACCCGAACCAAGGAGGAGGCUAUGGCGAUUAUCAAAGGUCACGAGCAGAAGAUCAAGAGCGGCGCCGUUUCGCUCGGAGAAAUUGCUAUGACCGAGAGUGACUGCAGUUCGGCCAGAAAGGGAGGAGACUUGGGAUACUUCGGCAAGGGCGAUAUGCAAAAAGAGUUCGAGGAGGCUGCUUUUGCACUACAACCCGGCCAAAUGAGCGGUGUCGUAGAGACGGCGAGUGGACUGCAUCUAAUCGAAAGAUUAGUUUAA